This is a messenger RNA of Botrytis deweyae, 5852 nucleotides long. RefSeq lists its product as uncharacterized. Gene Ontology annotation, cellular component: endoplasmic reticulum membrane; Golgi membrane. The record is from RefSeq and is a predicted model, not a curated record. Lineage: Eukaryota; Fungi; Ascomycota; Leotiomycetes; Helotiales; Sclerotiniaceae. Gene Ontology annotation, biological process: SREBP signaling pathway. The transcript is spliced from 4 exons. Bases 2066 to 5422 code for a protein of 1118 amino acids. Gene Ontology annotation, molecular function: protein binding; sterol binding.
CCUUUUUUCCUUUCCUAUUAUUGCUAUUGCUAUUGCUAUCGAUGUUGCUGUUGCUGUUGCUGCAUCUCUUUUCUAUUUAGACACAAUGGUCGCAAUCACUAGUUCUCUCUAACCUCUUACCUUCUGCCUCUUACCUCUUGCAGCUGCAUGCACUUACAGCCACACCCCCCUUUCGUUAUCUUGAAAUUUACUACAGGUUGCCAAAGCGUCUGGAUCUUCAAUUGGACUUGAUGCCGAUGCUCUAGCUUUCAACUCAGCUUAACAUGAUUCGUUCUUGGUGGCAAAAGCCAAUCCAGGGCUUGUCGAUAGGUGUAAGCUUUCAGGUCAGAAGGAGAAGAAAAUGAGGAAACACAAGUCCUUGUAGGUAUCCAGGUAUAGUACACGAAUCUAUAUUGUCGAGUUGUGGGAUACUAUGAAGGCGGUCAUUGUGCAGCCUCAAUAUUCAAGAAUUCAGAAAGAGCAGGUGCACCGUUCGAUCAUCGAUACCAGACCACAGCACAUACAAAGGAUGUACGAUCAGGAAAAAGCGAAGGUUCGAACUUUCACAUAAGGGAUAGGGAUAGGGACGGAAUCUCGUACAACAUGAUCAAUUUUGAGAGACAUUGUAUAGGUACGACACUGCUGUGUUAAUAUCGAGUAUCUCUUCAAACCCCUCGCAGCCGCCGACAAGUUCAUUGGAUUAUUCACUUCACAUAUAUGGGGAUUCGGAAGCAACAUCCGGUUCCCAAUCGACAUCUCGCGUUUGUUCAUUAAAGUAUCAUACAGUAUCAUUCGAAUUAGCGACCCCUUCUGUGCCGAGUUCAUGCAUGGUUUGAGGUGGAAUCGACAGAUUUGGAAAGAGGUAAAGAAAGAGAGGAGGCACUAGAGAAGGCACUAGAGAAUGGGAGAGGAGAAGGGGGAGAGUUUCUACUGUAGCAACUUGUUGGAAGUUAUACGCAUAUACAGUCUCACAGUGUACACAUAUACAGGAUUAUCUCCCAGGUACACACCAUGGUCUCCUUUACGUUUCAGUAGUUACCAGCAGCUCUCCCAAGAUUCAUUCACUGAAUUGGAUCAGGAUCGAAUACAAGGGGAAAGUCCCACAUACACACGCGCAUCGUUUAUUCUGUCAUAAGGAAUUCGAGGGAAACCAUUGGUUCUUCUUUUUUAAACCUUUUCUCAACUGAACAGUUCAAGGUAAAGUAUCAAAGGACCCAAGUAAGAAUCCAGCCAUUUGAUUUGCUCGGCUCCGGGUUCCGAGAGGGAAAAGAAAAGAAUCCACAUAUUUCCUUGGCUCGGGACGGACUUCACACAGACUCUGCACCGUCUUCACUGCCAUUUUUUUCAAUAGCUGCCCUCACAGACUCAUCCACCUAGUCCGCACGCUACGACCAUCCUAGGUAUUUUCGAUUUCUGCGAUUCGAUGAAAAUGACAACAAAUUAAACUUAAACUUUUUACCAAGUAUUGAUUGAUGGAUUGAUGGAUUGAUUGAUUGAUGGAUGAGAAAAGGAAUUGACAACGCUACUCCAGGAGACCUCAAUUCAUUCAUUCAUUCAUUCAUCCAUUCACCCAUUCACCCAUUCACUCCGAAACCCUUCGAUCAAAUCGUCAAUUGUCAAUCAACCAAGAUCGACCCAGUACCUUCCAUUCACUUGAUUCAAAUAUGUCAGCACUUCGAUUGUGAGGUUCCUCGAAGCUUUCCAUGUUCCCACCCACAUCUCCGAUUCGUCUCUAGGUAUACUCACUCGAGCACCAGCACCAGCACUGACACCACUGCCACUACCACUACCACUACCACCUCCACCUACCACCAAUACAAUACACCCUCUGUACAUGCGAUAACACCAUGAUUGAGAUUCCCCACGACGUCAACAAUUUCAAUUCCACCACUAUCGUCUGCCCACGCCACUAUUGUAUCGAUACCGAUUUGUUCUACUCCCCAUAUUUUAAUUGACGCGGAACUUCAUACCUUGGCGCAAAUCUAUUACUGAAGUCUAUCAAGGUUCUCGAAAAAAGGUACCGCCGCCAUACUUGGAGUGGUUGGCAACAGAUCAAGGACAAGGGCAAGACCCAUCCCUCGACACCAUGAUAUGGUACCUCCUCUAUCCAUUCAGAGGAACCACGGAACCUCCCGACCUCGACACCAAACAUCCCAUCCGAGAUCACUUCACUAAAUUCGGAUACAACGUCGCAAAGCACUCAGUCGCUGCCAUAACUAUCUCUGCUAUAAUCGCAACACUACUCAUAUAUCCCUUUCCAUUUCUCUUUACAAAUGGCUUCACCAAUGGCGCGUCAAAUCUACCACAUCAUGUAUGGUCUUCCGCGCAACCUUUGAAGGCAUUGGAUGAUUCGAGGAAACCGGAUGUGGUAAUGCGAUCGAUAUGGGUACAUGGAAGCUAUAUGAAAGCUUUACAAUCAGAUGUUCUCCAAGCAGCAUUAGAGAUACAGGAUCAUAUUUUAGGCCCCACUAUCAACUUUGACCCUCGCAAAGAGGCUAAGCAUGCCCAGGUUGACUAUACACAAAAUGAAUUAUCAGUGGAUGCACGGGAUGCCUUUCAUGCAGUAAACGGUCUAACAAACUCAUCUUGGUUCUUUCAUUCUCCAUUACAAUACUGGUCAUGCUCGAAGGAAGCGAUCUCAGCUGAUGACGACAUCGUGAUGACAGUCAACAAAAACUUGCACCAGUCAACCUCUGUCAAUGUCACCUUGAGACACUCUAUUGUUUUCAGUGGUAAGCGUUUUGAGGACCACCAUCUUGUAGCUGCAGAUGCCUUGGUCAUAACCUUGGUUCACAUGCUUGACUCGCCUGUCGGGAGAUAUUGGGAGAGAAGAGCAGCUCAACUGGCAGCCAAAGGAUCUGAUGACUGGCGCAUGAUUCCUUCCGAUGGUCACUCGUUAAGAAGCACUCCCUAUGAAUUCUUAUUUCAACCUACUGCUACUUGGGAAUCGAUUGCAUUGGCCGCCGCAUACACUUUUGGCGCAUGGUGGUUCGUCGCAACUUUAUGGGGCCUGCGGGCUCUCAAGUCAAGGCUUGGUCUUCUCAUUGCAGCAACUACUCAGUUGGCCUUUACGUUCACUUCGACGUUCACCAUCUGCGCUAUUAUCAAAACGGAUUUGUCUAUGAUACCCAGAGAAUACUAUCCUUUGAUUGUUGUCUUUUGCGGCACGGAAAACAUGCUUCAACUCGUGAGAGCUUUUAUUGUCACGCCUUCAUCACAUCAUCCGACUCUUAGAUCCGCAGAAGCCUUUGGAAAGAACGGACAUAUAUUCCUUACGAACACUGGCCAGAGGCUUCUCUUCUUGUGGGUUGUAUCCAAGUUUGGAGGCGAAGGGCAAGCUACUUUCUGUCGCUUCGCUACUUUUGCACUAAUUUUUGAUUUCUUCUACCUACUAAUGUUCUUCGCUCCCGUUCUAAGCAUCGAUGUACGAAGACCUCAAUUGAACGACACACUCUCGGCUUCUUCUCGGGAACGAAGCUACCCAUCACCAGAAAGAUCAUCUUCUAAACCAUGGGCUGAUUUCAUUUUUCGUGGAGGAAACAUGCCUUCGACUCGUAUUGUCGGUACCGUGGUGAUUAUUAUCGCAGUACUAAUUUGCCAAUGGCAUUUCGAUCAAGGUAUUUUGCAAAGUAAUCAACUUGUAUUGAAAACAACUGCGCCGGCUUCUUCAAUUCUAGAGGUCGAUGUUCAUCAAGCUAGAACUCCAACUGCCUGGCUCCGAUUGCAAGACCACGAGACUGUUCAUGAGCUUAUUAGCAUUGUCAAACCACAUGCUCACAGUUUCGUUGCUCAGGUUUAUGAUCCUUUAGUUUUCGUCCUAAACGGUUCAGAUCGGACACCAAACAGACUGGGUGUGAGAUCGUUCCUCCCUGCUUUUUAUGACUUUAUCGAGAACCAGUCCCUACCGUUCCUUUUGUUUGUUAUCAUCACUGGCGUGAUUGUUAAUCAAUUCAUCAAAUAUCUCUUGUCUGAUGAACCUUCUGACGAUGAAGACCAUGAGGGUCAUGGCGACGAACCCCUGUUGUCAGUUAAGACAUUCGGCUCUGGACAUGCUUUGGAUGUUGUCCUGAUGACAGCUUCUCGUGAUGGAAUUAUCGUUUCAGUUGGUCUGGACAGAUGGAUCCGUGUUUGGAAUGCAAAGCAUAAUGGCCGAAGCUAUGUAGUCGAAGACCCUGGAUCCGAUAUCGAUCCGUUUCCUGUUUUGGCUAUGGCGAUCGAUAACGACUCGAAUUGGCUCGCAAUACUGUCGAAGAAAAUGGUCGCCUUAUGGAACAUUCCUGAACGACGAUGGGGUCCGACAAUGCCCGUGGACGUCAAAGGGCGAACACCCGAAGCAUUUUUCUUUAGCCACAAUGAAGUUGAGUUGAUUGAUCCAGUGAUUAUCGUCCGCCAUAACGGUCUCAUGUCAGAACUUCAUAUGGAGGAUCAUGUUUCAAAGGAACUACAAAUAUGCCGCACGCCAUUGGUUUGUGUUGAGCCACAUUUGGAAAAAGUUGUUACGAAUGGCUUCCUGCCACCUCCAAAGAUCAUAACCGCCUCAAAACGUGGUUGUGUACAUGUUGCAGUUGAAGAGAAAUCUGGCUGGGUUUCAUAUGAUCUUAGACUCCCUUGGGUAUCCGAUGACAAAGAUGUCAACUCAAUUCUUCCAUUGCCGGCAUUAUCAUCCUUUCUCGCUAUACGCGACCACAGCGUUGAUCUUGUUGAUAUACACACUCAUAAUGUCACUCAUUCAUUUGUUACAGAGAACAUCAAACCAGGAACACUGCAAUGUGUUCAUUCGACAAGACGAAGGCCACAAUGUGGUUCUGUUGGUUUGGGAUCGUUUGCAUUUAUGUAUACUUGCAUUGAGACUGGGAACAUGAUGAUGCAAUCAUAUCUGCCAAGCAGAGAGGGCGAUACUAUAUGUUUCCGUGAUCCUGAUAAACCAGGCUCUAAAACAUGUUGUUUAUGGCGGGAAACCGUAGAGCGAAGAUUUAGUAUAGAAAAUCCUGGUGAUUGGCAAGCACUCCAAUCGGGGUAUGUGGUAGGUGUACGGAAGAUACAAGAUCAAGAUAAACAAGCAGUAGGAAAUCAACUUUUGGGGUCGAUUGGAAGCGGCGGACUUCGACGACGGGGUGCUUCGGGAAGGAGGUCUAAUCUAGAUCACCCAGGAGGCAAAAAUGACGGCUGGGAGGUUUGGAGCUUAGGGUCGAGAGGAGAUAAAACCUCUGUGCCCUUCAAUUCAGUUUACGAUCAGGUAUUACUUGUUGGUAAACUUGGCCCAGUCACGAAAGUGGGUACGAACAGUAUCGUAGUUGCAUUGGGAAAUAUGGUCAAACUUAUUACUGUCGGUCAUGAACGUUAUGAUCGCCUUGGCAAUGAUUCUGAUGAAACAUUCGUUGGCAUGGCACCUGUUGCGAAUAGGAGGAAGAGGCCUGUUCUUACACGAAAGAGAACAGAUUGAUAUGCAGAAUUUUUUAUAACCUUUUUAAGAUACUAUUUGUGCUUAUUCGCAAAUUGCUUCUGGGGGGAGGAUGAUACCCAAUACAUGGACAAAAGGCGUUUCCGAAAUGAAUUGAUACAGGCGUUACCAUGGGCAAGGAAGUGGCGUUCGUGGAUAUUGUUUUUAUUUUUGGGUCUCAUUUUGCGUAUACAAGGCUGUGGGCGCAUAUAGUGGCAUCUAUAUCACCCUUUGAAGGGACAUGGUUAUAGUACUUGAGUAUAUGCUUAUCUUUUGGGCAUGCUCAGUUCAAAAGCAUUGGGGCUUUCUAUCAAGGUCAAAAUCAUAAUCCAGCAGGGUUGCUUGGAAAGGAUGAGGAUGGAGAUGCAUUAGGAAUAGGUCGUAAAGGGUAGUCCACUGGCCAACUGCCAUCUGCCGUAAAGUAACAUUAUCA